Medioppia subpectinata is the source of this 1059-nucleotide messenger RNA. The record is from the annotation of a GenBank genome assembly. Lineage: Eukaryota; Metazoa; Arthropoda; Arachnida; Sarcoptiformes; Oppiidae.
AUGGAUGAAAGAGUUGUAAAAAGAAGACAAUUGAAGCGAAAGUUCAUUAAUAAGGGAGUGAUUCGUAAACCAGUCGUCGAAGACAUUAAACCAAAGCAUAACAAGACUUCAGUCAAGACUAACACUAAAACAAAUUCCAAACAAAUGAAUGAUAAGAACGAAGACAUGAGUGAAGAGUCGGUCGAGAGUUAUGUCGAAAGCAAGACAUAUAAAGCAAUCAAAAGACAUAAACCGACAAAAAAUUUCAAAGAAAGACAGAAAAUGUUUGAUUUGACCACAAAUUCAUACAAAUGUCAGAAAACUGAAUGUAAGAAGAGAUGCGAAACCGACGAAGCAUUUCAAUGCCAUUUAUAUAGAAAUCAUACAAACCCUGUGUUUAAAUGUGAUUACAAUGGCUGUCGAUAUAAAUGCGAUUCCGACGACAACUUACGUGAUCACAGGCAGAGACACAACACAACAAACAGAGGUUUUGUAUGCGAUUUGAUUGGUUGUGAGAAGACAUUCACGACUCGCAGAGCUCUGCGCGAUCACCGGCGCCGACACCAAAGCGAACCGACAUAUAAGUGCUCAACCCAUGGAUGCGUUGAGUUGUUCUUCACGAAACAACAGCGCCAUAAUCAUCAGGUCUCAGUCCAUAGCCGUAAGCCAUCCGUGUAUUCAUGCGAUUUCAUUGGAUGCGAGAAGACAUUCACUACCGCCGGAGGUCUGGUUUAUCACCGGCGCAGACAUGAAAGCGAACCGACGUUUAAGUGCUCCACCAAUGGAUGCGAUGACAUGUUCUUCACUAUACAUCAGUGCCAUAAACAUGAGAUGUCAGUCCAUAGCCGGGCGCUCAAACCGAGACGCAUAUAUCGGUGCGAUUGGCCGGGAUGUGAGUGGACGGGCCAUAACAUACACCCACACAAACUGCGACACACGGGUGAAAAGCCGUUCCCGUGUUUAUGGCCAGAGUGUGGCAAACGGUUCCCUCACGUCUUUGCGUUGAAACAACACAUGAAUAUUCAUAACAACGUUAAGCCCUAUGUGUGUCAUUGGCCCGGAUGUACACACAGUUACGUA